AUGCCGCAGUAUCUCCUGCGUAUGGUCCUAGACCACCUGUCCUUCCGACUUCCCUCGCUUCUCUCCGUGUCCCAGGUCUUUGGCUUCCCUAUCCGCUUCGUGUCGGAAGACAAAUCCAGAGGUCUGCUGGUGAUUGAGCUGGAGAAGGAGGAGCACUUGCAGCACAUCUUAGAUAGAGACACUCUGGUCCAGUCAGCUUCCGAGCUCUACGCCGAAGGAGCGAGCUAUGAUGAUCUGCACAAGCAGCUCAAGGGGAGGCUCGAAGUGUUCGAACCAUAUAUGGACUCGACAUUCAAGUUCAAGAUUGACAGUACCCACCACAAAAUACCGGAUACCCGACAAGUGUCAAUCAUUGAAGGCUUUGCCUACACUGCGCUGCGAGGUGGUAUCAAUUUGAAGACACCGGAUGUGGAAUUCUUUGUCUGCGAAGACUACGACUGGAUAGCUGCCAACGACGAUGGACAGCAAGAAGCGCGAGACGGGCAAUUCAGAUGGGUCUACUUUGGAAGAUAUAUUGCGCAAGGUCGCGCUCGUCAACUGAUCGUUUCCCACUCUGUCAAAACUCGGGCAUACUACGGCAACACCUCCAUGGAAGCCCAGAUGGGUUUCUUGAUGGCGAACCAAGCUCUUCCCGCCCCUGGCAAACUCAUCUACGACCCUUUCGUCGGUACGGGCUCCAUGCUCUAUUCUGUAGCCCAAUUCGGCGCCAUGGUCUUCGGGUCCGAUAUCGACGGUAGACAGAUCCGGGGCAAAGCAAAAGGGAAGGGACUGUCACCCGGUAUUAUCCGUUCUGCUGAGCAGUAUGGUAUCCGGGAUCAGUUCUUGGACUUUUUCACUUUUGAUGUCACUAAAAGUCCGCUGAGACAAGGUGGAUGGGUGGACGCUAUCAUCACGGAUCCUCCUUAUGGUGUUAGAGCUGGUGCGAAGAGAUUAGGCCGAAAAGGUGGCAAGAAGCCACUGAGAGAUGAACCUUAUCAGAUGCCCGACGGCUCUUUCUCUCACAAACGCCCAGACUACCUCCCUCCUUGCCGUCCAUACGAACUCGCCAAUCUCACUCUCGACCUUAUACAGCUUGCCCGCUGGCUUCUCGUGCCCAAAGGCCGACUGGUCUUCUUCUUGCCGACAGUAACGGAGGACUAUGACGAGAUCGAUAUUCCAAAAGUGGAGGGGAUGAGGGAGCUCAAGAUAGGAGAGGGGAGCGUGCAAGAUUUCGGCAAGUGGGGCAGACGAUUGAUUACAAUGGAGAAGACGGCUACGGAUGAUGGAGAGAGACCGACGUUCGAAGAUCACGAAGAAUUCGGAGAAGAUGCCGAGCACCUUCCGGGGCACUACGGUUUCAACAAGAGAUAUCUUGCAGGGUUCAGAGACUCUGAAUCUGGAUCAACAUCCCCCAUCCCUCGCUCUGGCGCCGAAUCCAAAGCUCCCACUCCUGUCCCUGCCACUCCAUCUGAAUGA
Molecule: messenger RNA, 1455 nt
Organism: Cryptococcus wingfieldii CBS 7118
Lineage: Eukaryota; Fungi; Basidiomycota; Tremellomycetes; Tremellales; Cryptococcaceae
Product: tRNA (guanine10-N2)-methyltransferase
Exons: 10
Coding region: 1-1455 (484 amino acids)
Biological process (GO): methylation
Cellular component (GO): cytoplasm
Molecular function (GO): nucleic acid binding
Source: RefSeq, a predicted model, not a curated record